UGCCACGAGCCGCUGCGGGGUGCGUAUAUAAGCAGCGGUCGGCGUCGGGGCGCGCCACCAGUCCUCUAGUUGUCACCGCCUGUUGUUGUUCAGUGAAGUGUUGUGUGCCUACCACGAUGAGUUCAACGAAAUGGGUACUGUGCGCAUUGGUGAUCGUGUGCGUCAGCGUGCGACAAGCGACGGCUGCGCCCGCGCCUCAAGAUGCUGAGGGACCACCGAUGCCGUAUGAAUACAAGUACGACGUGGAAGACCAAGAGAAGGCUUUGUUCUUCGGAGCCAACGAGUCAGGUGAUGCGCAAGGCAAGGUCGCGGGUGGAUACAAAGUGCUGUUACCGGACGGCCGUCUCAUGUCUGUUGAGUAUACAGUCGAUGGAGACAGCGGCUUCGUCCCCAAGAUAAGCUUCGAGGAUAACGCCAAUCCAUUCGGCAAGGGGAAGUAAAUUAAGAACUUAUAGGACGUCGCUUAGAAUGCUGGUUCGAACAAAAAUAUGGAAUAUUGCACAGAACACUUAUUAAGUCAAGUUAUGUCAACACUAUAUUUUAGUUCUGUAAUAUAACACAACAGUCAAUCGAAGGGGAGCAGAAAAAAUGUCUUCAUGAUUAUUGUUACAUUCUAAGCGGUUUAAUAACUUUAUGAGUGUGAGAAUAAGAAUGAAAAAAAUAUAUUAACGAUUUAAAGCGACGUCCUGUACAGAGGAAUUAGAGAAGACUGGAUUUACGCUGAUGGUACAACUCAUAGUUUGAAUGCAAGAGUAACUAUGUCGAUUCAAAUGCCCAUAAUACUAAGUUUAUUCAUACACAUUGUUCAGACUUGUAUUGUACAUAUACUUACUAUAUAGAAUUUUAUAAAUAAUCCCUAUUAUAUCUAUACCUUUUUCAGUAAUUAACUUCCUGUAUUUCAGUAAUAAGCAAGUCCUAAAUUCUACUCCUACAGCAAAACUGCCCACCUAUUAAUAGAAAAAAAAAGAAAAAUCCCUUUAAUUAUAGAAUAGUGAUGCCGAUAGUGUAAUUGGUUUUAGAGUGUACUUAUUGAAACUUGUCAAGUUACCAUUUCUGUGAUUGUACGGGCGAUGUAGGCCAUUAUUGCCAUUAGAAUAAGUACGAUAUUAUUGUAACGUAGAAAAUAAUUACGAAUGUACCUUUUGCAAUUAGCAUUAAUAUUACUCCAAUUAGAUUUCGUAUUUUAUGUAAUAAAAUAUAUUUUGUAUAAUUA
Molecule: messenger RNA, 1213 nt
Organism: Pectinophora gossypiella (pink bollworm)
Lineage: Eukaryota; Metazoa; Arthropoda; Insecta; Lepidoptera; Gelechiidae
Gene: CPH5
Product: cuticle protein 10.9-like
Exons: 3
Coding region: 117-440 (107 amino acids)
Cellular component (GO): extracellular matrix
Source: RefSeq, a predicted model, not a curated record